Messenger RNA from Bemisia tabaci, 3637 nucleotides. The record is from RefSeq and is a predicted model, not a curated record. NCBI's taxonomy places the organism in Eukaryota, Metazoa, Arthropoda, Insecta, Hemiptera, Aleyrodidae.
UGACCAUCCUGUGAUAAGGUCGCAAACUCGGAAAAGUGUCGAAUCGAAUUGUUAGGGAAUAACUAGGUAAUUAGGUUGCGCACCUACUCUUUGUAUAUAAAUCACUAGAUAUCCUCUCAGUUUUUAAACCAAGGAGUGACAUUUAGCCGCCAUCAUCAAUUAUUUCCUUUUGCAUAUUUUUUAUCAUCUGAUAUUCAGCCGCUUCUAUAAAACUAUGCUCACGGUAACGUAACUGUAGACCAUGGCUCGGAUCCUACUCGGAAAAUCUGCAGUGCCAAGAUUGGAAGUUACCAAUGUCUCAUGGAAUUUCGGAUUUCAAAGUAACAAGACCAUAAAUCUGAAAAAAAGAGGCUUAUCGACUGCUUUGUGCCAUCAGCGCUCCGAUCAAAGAUAUGCCACUGCUUGCCUCCUAAGUUUGGACAAACCCAAUUUUCUACAAAGUCGCGUCGCAUCUCUCCACACAAACCUUUUUUCGGACCGGAAUCAUCAGGAAACCAAAAAGCCAGGAAAUGGAUUACUCUCCGCAAAUCAUUACGUCGCUCCUUGCCGUCAUAUUAGUGGGAGAGCCGCCAUCAAAAAUUUCUUCAAACUGCAGAAAGUGCCGAAGCGGAAUUGUUUUCAUCCUGGAGUCUCCGGGUUAAAUAGAGAGCAAAUUCCUCUGGAAGGUGAAAAAGUUAGCAGCAUGCAAAUGUUGGAAGCCAUGACCUCGUACAUAUGGCCUCAAGACCAACCGGAAAUACGCAAUCGAGUGAAAGUCGCCAUGGGUCUCCUUGUCGGUGCCAAAGUCUUGAAUAUUGGAGUUCCAUUCCUUUUUAAACAUGCUGUAGACAGCCUAAACACCCUAGCAUCCUCCAAUGGCGAAGCUGUUUUGAACUUCUCGAGUGCUCCGGAUACAGUUCUUUCAGCCUCUGUGGCUCUUCUAGUCGGUUAUGGAAUUGCAAGAGCUGGUGCUGCGGGAUUCAAUGAGUUACGAAAUGCAGUGUUUGCAAGAGUAGCCCAAAACUCCAUCCGACAAAUCGCCAAGAAUGUUUUCCUCCAUCUUCAUAGUCUAGAUCUUGCUUUUCACCUCAAUAGGCAGACAGGAGCUCUCUCAAAAGUCAUAGAUCGAGGCAGUCGCGGCAUAAAUUUUGUGCUCUCUGCGAUGGUAUUUAACGUAGUUCCUACAGUGCUCGAGCUAGCACUCGUAAGCGCAAUUCUUGGACUCAAAUGUGGAGGUGAAUUUGCCACCCUGUCUCUAGGCUGCGUGUCUAUUUACACCUUAUUCACUUUGGCUGUAACACAAUGGAGGACGAAAUUUCGAGUAUACAUGAACCAAGCAGAAAAUGAGGCUGGAAACAAAGCCAUCGAUUCUCUAAUCAAUUACGAAACCGUCAAGUAUUUUGGCAAUGAACAAUACGAAGCUGAUCGAUAUGAUAAAGUUCUGAGGAAGUAUGAGGCCGCAUCUCUGAAAACUAGCACAAGUCUUGCCAUGUUGAAUUUUGGUCAAAAUGCGAUUUUCAGCGGAGCAAUGAGCAUAGCUAUGGUCUUAGCAGCAAAGCAAAUAGCAGCUGGAUCCUUGACUGUUGGAGAUCUGGUAAUGAUAAAUGGACUCCUCUUUCAACUGUCUGUACCCCUUGGCUUCCUGGGGUCGGUCUAUAGAGAAGUCCGUCAAGCACUCAUAGAUAUGCAGACUAUGUUCACACUCAUGACGCAAAGUCCUAGCAUUAGGAGUAAAGUUCAAGCUCCAGUACUCAAUGUAACCCCAGAUAAUGCCUCAAUCGAGUUCAAGAAUAUCAAUUUUCACUAUGGCAAUGGGAAGCCCAUUUUCAACAAUCUGUCUUUCACUGUUCCGGCAGGAAAAAAAGUAGCCAUUGUUGGUGGCUCUGGAUCAGGGAAAUCAUCUUUAAUAAGACUUCUUUAUCGAUUCUUUGAACCAACCUCAGGUUCCAUUUACAUCAAUUCGCAAAAUAUCAGUGAUGUCCAAAUUGAGAGUCUUCGAAAGGCUAUUGCCAUUGUACCUCAGGACUCUGUUUUGUUCCAUGAAACAAUAUUUUACAAUUUAAGCUAUGGAGAUUUAUCAAAAAAUUAUGACCAAGUGCUGGAGGCUUCAAAAAUGGCCGACUUACACAAUUCAGUUACCAAGUGGCCCAUGGGUUACAAUACACAGGUUGGUGAAAGAGGUUUGAAAUUAUCUGGUGGUGAGAAGCAGAGAGUGGCCAUAGCUCGAGCUAUUUUAAAAGGAUCCCCGAUUUUAGUGUUUGAUGAGGCAACCUCGGCCUUGGAUUCUAUCACUGAACAUAAUAUAUUAAAUGCUCUUAAUCGGGCAACUGAAGGAAGAACGUCAAUUUGCAUUGCUCAUCGCUUGUCCACAGUGAUGGAUGCAGAUGAAAUUUUAGUUUUAGAGCAUGGGAAAAUUGUUGAGCGGGGCUCGCAUCGGGAACUAUUAUCCUCUUCAUCUAGUCUGUACUCAACAAUGUGGCGCAUGCAAAAUGAGAGUCGAGCCGAGCUGAAUAAACCUGGAAAAGAAACAUAAACAUUUUUUGAUAGAAAAUUUUUCUACGUUAAGGUAUUUUCAAUGUUACGUAAUGCUCUUUUUACAUGAAUUUUAAAACAAAACAGGCCUGUUGACAGAGCAUGCAGUAAUACAGCCAUCUGAAAUUUUGUCACCCAAGAGACAAUACUGCCAAAUGUUUUUUGUGACAAAGCGAUAGUAAUAUUCCUUAUGCUACAAAAUGAACAGCAUGGUUGUCUUUUCAUGAAAUGGAAUUCCUUAGGAGUGCGCCACAGUAGGAAUUGAGUGACUUACUGAUCAUCUGAUCUUCAUACACAAUGCCAGAAACAAUAUUUUUGUCUUUUCUCUGUAAAAAUGUUUGAAUUACAUAUUGAAGGCAUUGUUUCUUAUGGGGUAUUUUUUAAAUACUGACACUUGGUCCUACCAUUCCCUAAUUCAGCCCAAGUAAACUUGGCUAGAAAACUCAGUAAAUUAUUUUGGUGUCAUAAAUUAUCAAAGGUAAUUCUUUUGUCAUAGAUAACCACCGUGAUCAAGUGCAUGCUAAGUAACUUAUUGUGAUUAACUCAAAAAUGAAUGAGAAGGCAAUUAUUAUGAGCAAUUUUUAAGUUUUAAAAGUAAGCUUCUUCGAGUUUGCAACAGUGAAAACUGAUUACACUAUCAUAGAACUCAGGCCUAGUAGGGAUUAUUUAGCCUGACUGUAGUGUAAGGAUUUUUUUUAAAAAAAAACAGGAAGGGAUAUAACAUAUAAAAUCAAUAAUAUUCAAUUUACAUACUUUUCAGCUCUCUGGUCAAUUUUUAUUUCUAAUAUAAAGGUCUGUGAAAUAGAAUAGCAUUAUUUCCUAGCAAAUUUUUAUGAAUAUGUUGUCCCAUUGAAAGAUCUAUUUUAUCUGCGCGUCAAAAAGAACUUUUGAUUGAUCAAAUUAUUCAGGGUAAACAAAAAAAUCAAAAUUCACUCAUGUGUGAAAGUAUGUAAGGAUAUGUAUGUAAGUAAGUAGGAGCACUUUAUGGGUCCAAGGUAGCAAGAUGUUGAUAACAGGAGUAAGAUUUGUUCUUUCAAGCUACAUCAUCUGCAUGUCGUUAAGUAAUGAUAUAAAUACAAGAAAUUAGUCCUUCUUCUGUGAAUAAAGUUGUUUUACUGUUACUGAA